Homarus americanus (American lobster) is the source of this 1309-nucleotide messenger RNA. RefSeq lists its product as uncharacterized. The record is from RefSeq and is a predicted model, not a curated record. NCBI's taxonomy places the organism in Eukaryota, Metazoa, Arthropoda, Malacostraca, Decapoda, Nephropidae.
GUAGACAGUGGUGGUGUGUGGUACUGUGUGAAUUUCACCAAACAAUUGUGGUCCUUGAGGCACUUAAGAGGAUUGUUAUAAGUAGUUUAACGCCGUCGUAAGUGUCUUGAAGAGAAGGAUGACCAAGUGUGUGGUGUUUGUGCUUCUAAGUGUGAUGAUGGUGCUGACUAGCGGACAGGACUAUCAAGUGGCAGAAAUCAGCUGUGACUUUGGUGGUGAUGCACACACAACAGCUGGUGAUGGUGGUAGUAAUGGUGGAAGCAACUUACAGAGAUUAUCUGCCAGACUAAAGAAGCCAGUUGGAUUUAAAGGUCAUCCACUCUUUGCGGAUGACAAGCGGGCCGAUCCGUUCAGUGACGGGAAGUGCCAGAUACGACAGGACAUGCGGGACACGUCUGGCCUCGUGUAUAACUUGUUGGUGACGGAUCUGACAAUGUGUGGUGUUGUGAGGAAAGAUGGGUAUGUUACGUUGCGUGUUUGGUUCCCUCAGCUGGAAGGAGUAGUGUUGGCCACAGAUCAAGAAGUUAUCAUAAUGUGUAAGCCAGUCUCCCCCACGGUCAUUGAAAACAGGGCCGCUGGCUUUGCUGGCUCGCUACCGUCGACUGGCAGAGUGUCAGGGGUGGUGGAGGAGACACCUGGUAGACUGGAGUAUGAAGUGGCGCUGUUUAGGGAGGUGACUGCCCGCUCUGCCUCACACAGUCACACCCCCGUCGACCAGGCUGUCCCCAUUGGCUCUAAACUGCAGCUACGAGCGAGGAUUAACACCCAUUCGAGAUGGAAGUAUGUUAAGCUGAUGGAAGUAACAGUCUCAAGUGACCCUGUAUCACCCUAUGCUUCUGGCUAUGUGGCACUUGUCAAGGAUGGGUGUCGACUACCAGACUUCUCCUCGAUCGUACCCCAGCAGCCUCACCGAGUCGAGGACCAGACGGGUGAGGUGAGACUCGACUUCGAGGCCUUUAUGCUAGACUCCAAAAUGGCCGGGUCGUCUCAGCUGUGGAUCCAUGCUACCAUAAAGGCUUGUAUAGACGCCCAUGACUGCCUGCCGGAAUUCUGCCUCGACCUAUUCCAGCCAUCGGGUCACGGACGAAGGCGUAGACGCAAGACGACCUAUUAUGCCGAGGGGUUAAUGGAAGCAUCGGGGCCUGAGAACGUCACCCUCUCCUCCCACCUGCCAGGACGCACCACCUCCCAUGCUGACAGUCACCACGGUCUGUCUCUUGCACCUCUCUUCGUCACCCCACAGUCAGGAAAUGCAACCACUACCUCUAACCAGCUGCCCCACCCCGAAGCCCUGACCUACCUCAAGGCC